AGUGGCCUUUCGGCCCGGCCUACAUUUGCCACCAUGCUUUUAAGGAGCCGGUGGUUGCGAUCGCUCACCGUACUUUUGUGCGUGCUUUUGGAGGUUAUAAGUGCCAGUGUGGAGGUUCCUGCUUCCGAAUACUCACAAACUGAGGAUCACGAACUUGAGCUGUUGGUAGAAAUUUAUCGGGAAAAUUUAAUCAAAGAUUCGCUGUACAAUGGCCAGGCGGAAACUGAUCGCGAUCUGCAUAGCUUCGUUGAACAACGUGUCCGUAGCUUCUUGAGAGAUCGUGAGCAGGAUCAAGUACAGAACGGUCGAACCAGGCGUGACACUAGCCAUUCGGAUAUUGAAGCCGACACUGCAGAAGCACGUCAUCUCUAUCUGAAAGGAUUCCGUGAGCGGGGCUACGUUCCGGUUAAUUUUCCCGUCGAUAUUUGUUUGCUUCGCGUGGGUAAAUCAAUCUUCGCAGCGGCUUUACAUCAAAGCGAAUCUAGCAAUCGGACCCAAAAUGCUACAGCGGUUUCGUUCUAUCGAAGGACUGGGGGAAAGUUUGAAAAAUAUCUUGAGCAUCAAACGGUUACGGCUCGAUACUUCGAUUGUAUUUCUAUCGCCCACCUUGGGUUUGUAGCCGUAGUCAACUAUCACGAUCACGAGCUGGAUGUAUUUAAGGAUGGGUCGCCCGUAUUUCAAAUCCAUGAGGAUGGUCGAACGGAAAUUGUUCAAACAUUUGGUCAACCGAAACAGAACACGGUACAUCUGUGGGUUCACGGAAAACAUAUCUAUCUAACGCACACGUACCUCAAUCUGGAUGAAAGCUUAAACACGGCGUGCCCAAUAUACCGGUGGACCGGAUACUACUUCGACGUGAUCGAUCACAUACCAUGUCAAAACGCAGUACACAUAGAAGCGUUCUCGAUUGAUCAACAAAUGUACGUGGCGGUGGCCAAUCAGAUGUCGGCUGAUAAAAAGGAUACCUUCUCUGUGAUUUACCUACUGAACCCAGAAACACUCAAACUGAACCAGCAUCAGCAGAUUUACAGUUACUCCGUAUCGCACAUUGCGUACUACUUUCUGGAGCUUCGUGAUCGCCGGGAACAUUUCCUUAUCACCGGCAACUCGGUUAAUGUAGGCGAUGGUGAUGAAAACGAGCGACACAGCUCGCUCGAACACACGCAACUCAACUCGAUCGUGUACAAGCUAGUCGAUGGUUACUUUGUGCCGUUUCAAAAUCUAGAACUCACUGGAGUAGACAUGUUUCUUCCCGUUGUGCACGAAAAUGGAGCUUUCCUUCUGCUGGUACUGUGCAGUGGGCAGCCGCUGCAAAUUUUCGAGUACGAUGGAUGGAAGCUGGUGCCAUCGCGUAUUGAUUACACCGGAGAAGCGUUUGCCGCCGGUGUAUCGCAUAUGCGGGUAUAUCGGCACAUUGUGAACGCAAGUGUUAUCGCUAUAGCCAAUAGCAAUUUGUUCGGCAUGUCCGUUAAUCUGUUCACUCCGCAGUACGGUGUGGAGAAUGACUUGCGGCAGGUUUAUGCUCACUUUAUCGAAUGGUGCGACCAAAUGCAGCAGCAGAUGGCCAACGUCGAUCUGGAGGAGCUGUACAACAAGCUAGUCGCUCUACCGGCUGAAGUACCUGACGGUGUGCGUUUGAUUAGCAAAAAUAUUGAGCUACAAGAUUCUUCCGCAGAUCUAGUAACAACGGCAGUCAUUCAAACGCCACAUUUGCUCAUCGAUGAGCCAUUGCUUUCGUAUGCGAUCGAAGUGAAUGAGUACGUGAAACAGGUAAUGGAUAAGAUGGAACGGGUUGAACAAACGAUCAAUACCAGCAUCAUGCGGAAUGAGACCGUUCGCUGGAAUGGAGAUCUUGCUGUAGGUGAGCUUAUCGCAUCGUCCGGCCAGAUGAAACAGCUCGACGUAAAGGUGUUAAACAAUGCCGCAUACAGAACGCGUAGUGCGGAUGAAGACAGUUCAGUAAAUGGCAAACCAACCGACGAUACGAUAGAAGUAGAUCGUUUGAUCAUCGAUCGCGUCGUUCGAGUGGGAUUCUGGAAUGGACAUGCGGCGGAUUCCUUACUUUUGACCGAUGACGAUCCUGCAAAAUGGAAAGAUCUCACGGUAUCGGCCAACAAGGUGAUCGUGGAACAAGAUGUAUACGUGAACAAGCUGAUCGAUGGUAUCUUCUUUCAUCCCUCCAAUGUGCUGCUACCGGGCGUGAAUCAAGUGAUCAACGCUCGCCAUGUGAGGGUAACAGAGCUAAACGUAAAUAGAUUGAAAAGCAAGAAGCUCAACUCUACCGAGUCCGUAUCCGUGCAACGGAUGAUGGAUAAAUCGAGAACGUUGUUGGCCAAAUCGCGUGGUGCACUUCCGCAUUCCUACCGGAACGAUUUUGAUACGGUUGAAGUGGAGGAGCUGAUGGCCAAUGGAUUGCUAAACAAUGUCAAUCCACAGUAUCUACUGGACAAUGUACUGCUGGUGGAUGCCGAGCAGCAACAGAUGAAUGGUAAAUUGAUAAUCGAAGAGCUAAUGGCGGACAACAUUGCACUGGCCGAUGCAAAAUUGUCCAGCAUCAUGUGGGAACAUGUGGCGCGGACUACGGGCAAUCAACGUAUUCUGCAGGAUCUACAGUUUGUACAACCGAUCACGGUGGACAGUCUACAGGUGCACGAUCGUUUAAACCACAUUCCAGUAAUGGAUGGUAAGCUACAGGUGCUGCUGCUCCGCUCGAACGAAACACAAACGAUUACGGGAACCAAGACAUUCGAUUGCGUUACGGUACUGAAUCCGAUCGAUCUGCAGGGCAAAAUAGACGGAGAAGGGCUGAGCAAGAUGAAUCCGAUCGUCACGAUCGAGCAGGAACUAGUGCUGAAUGGAGAUUACGCCAUCGAUGGUAACGUUUCGUUCAAUGGGGCUGUUGUGGCGGACAAUAUAUUUGGCAAAGGAGGCCAUUACAAUCUUCAGCGACUGGCUAAGCAUGGCAUUCGUUUAAACGAGUCGCCAACACCAGAGCAAAUGGUCAAGUUCCUACAACCGGUAUUUGUUGAGAAUCUCUACGUGCACCGCAUCAACGAACUGGCAAUGGACGAUCUUGUGCGCCAGAAUUCCGACGAGAUACAGUACCUGACCGGUCGCAAAACAUUUAUCGGUGAUUUAUUGGUCGAAGGUAUAGCCGAUUCGAAUGAAAUCAAUAAGGUAGACCUGAAUCAGCUAAACCGUACGAUCUUCCGCCGUGAUGCGGGUGAGCAAACGAUUGAGGGAGACAUACGAUUCGCUGGCGUCGGUACGGCCACCGUUUAUGCAAAGUCUGUCAGUUUCGCGGGAAAACCUAUUGAUCAUUUCCUACGCUUAGAUCGACCCCAGAACCUAACCAAACCGGUACGAUUUGUAAAUUGUACAGUGAUAGUAGGCAAUAGCCUCGCUACUCAGCAUCUGGUUGUAGAUAAUUCAUCAACGGUAUAUGGACAAGAGUUGGGAUUUCUGCUGCAAGAUACGUUGUACGCCGAUAGCGACAUACCUGCACCACCGAUUAUUACGGGGAAAAAGAUUUUCCGAAACAUCACCAUCGGGCGAUUGUUUUUAGCGGAAGAGUCCACGUUCAAUGGGAUACCGCUGCAGAAUUUACGGCACAUUUUGGCAGCCGGGGAUAAUCGAACGAUUAUUAAAAAUGGUCCUUACAGCUUCAGAACAAAUCACGAACUCAAGGUUGAUCAUCUUUUGUUCGAAGGUAUGAUUAACGGCAUUCCCAAAGCAGCUUUCUGUCGUGCAUGGCUCAUGCAUACCGGUAAUCAAACGUUCACUGCUGGCCAAACAAUCCAGAAGCUAGAUAUUGGGCACGUACAGUUAUCGGGAAAUCUCAAUGGCAUUGACGUGAACCACUUACUGAAGAACGCAUAUCGAGCGGAUGUAGAAGAAUAUAUUCAUCAGGCAGUAUUCCAUGAUGGUGUUGUUUCUUACGAACCGGUCACGGUUGGUGGUCUAGUAGCGGGAAUUAACAUCUCCAGCGAUGUGUUGCUAAAACAAAGUGCUGAAAUUCAAGCGCUUGGCAACGUACACGUUGCAGGAACGCUGAACGCAAAAGGGCAGCUGCAUAUCCUGCAAACAUUGAAUGGAAUUCAUUUUCCGAAAAUGAUGGAAUUUUUUGGAACCAAAGCAGCACAUGACGGUGCCAGUGAUGCAGCCCCGAUGAACAUCGAGGUGCACGGAAACGUGUACUUUGAGCAGACGCCGACUGUGAUCAAUUUGAACGGUUACAACGUCCAGAAAGUUUACGGUGAAGUUUGGUUGCCCCAGCGACCGACAGUGCUAACGGGUCGAUGCCAUUUUGAGAGCGUCGAAUUUCUGGAUUUAACGUACUCCAACAAUCAUCCGAUCAACUACCUUGACCUGGCCGAAACGGAGGCACGUUGUUUGAGCGGACGGAGGCCACAAAACAUUACCGCGCCACUAGUGUUUGAGCAGGAAGUGCUGUUCAACGCAGGUGGUUCUUUUAGGGCGGUGGAUCUCAAGGGAUUGCUGAAAAGCAUCAACAAGUCCCAUGGAAUCGAUAUCAAGGAAUACGACAAUUACGUUUUUCGGUACGGCGAAGAUCAGGAUAUAACCGGGAACUGGUUGUUGCAUAAUGUCGCGGUACAUGGAACAUUUGAUGUGAAAGUGCUCAACGGUUUCAACAUUGAAACGGAACUGCUGCGUUCAGAUGUAGCCGUAAACAAUGUUACGGCAGCGAAGCAUUUCCGUGAGCUGCACGUGGACAGCAUAAUCUGUCCCGGGGAGUGCAUUAUUCAAGGCGUUGAUAUGAAGGAGUGGUUUGCGAAUGCGUUGCGGCUGGAAGGAAAUCAAACCAUCGAAGGGACGCUGCACAUCGACAAUCCGGUCAUUACAGGCAACAUCGAUGUGCUUGGUACGGUAAAUGGUGUGCGGUUUGAUGCUAAGCAUCUGAUGUUGAAAUCCAUCCCGCAAAAGGUACCGGGUACGCUGCAUCUGAUAACAAAGUUCCCCAGCGAAAAUAAGAUUUACCCACUAAUAUUCGAAUCCCUGCAUACCGAUAUGAUCAAUGGGAGGAAUUUUACAAAGUUCCUUAUGUAUGCAGCGAGAACAGAUCAAAACCCGUUGAUCAUCAAUACUCCAAUAACGCUGGCACAGCCAAUCGAAGCAGAAGAAACACUGUUGGAAAGCGACAUGCUGUUCGGUGUCAAUACUACCCAGUUGAUAAGGGAUACCUCGUUUAAGGAAAGUGUUGGUGAACUCACAUCGAAGGUUCGUUCGUUGAACAGCGUCAAUGAAAAAAUCUUGGAAAAUGUCUUCGAAGAUGGUCCGAUAUUCAGUCACUUUGAUAAGAAAAAACCAUUGUUGGUGAAAGUGGCACGCCUGCUAUUGCUUACCGUGUAUCGUGAUUCGCUACCGCAAGAGUUGCUGGUAGUGCAUAGCAACGAACCAGGCAAGCCUUCCGCUAUCGAAUUUUAUCGCUGGCUAGUAAGCGAAGAAAAGUUCGUGCUUUCCAAACGCUAUCAGAGAAUUGUUACCCGAGAUAGAGAGAUCGUGAAAGUUCGCCGCGUUCGCCUAGGACCAAAGCAACAUCUGUUUGUGGAGUUUUUCGAGCAGGAUCACAAAACCUUCACGCAGCAAAUUAUGGAUGUUCAGCAUGAUGGUGCAGCGAUCAGCAAAUUCGUGCCACUCUACGUAAUGAAGAGCAACAGUUCCAGGGACGCAAUAUGGAUGAAGCUGGUCACCUUGGAUUGUAUAGUGAUGUAUACGAAAGGGCAAGCUGGCUUCGAAGUGCGCUGCUUGAGAGAGGAAAAUCUCAUGCACAUUCUUGAUGUGCGACAAGUAGAGGAAACUGUCGUUCCGAUACAGAUCAUCGCGCUGGAAAAUCAUCUCAUUAUCCUGGACAGUAGUGAUCAGGUGCAAGUGUGGCGGAGCACGGCCAAGUUUUAUCUGAAGCAUCAUCAAACGCUUACCGUUUCCCAUCCGUCUUAUGUGAGCGUGGCAAGGUACGAAAAUCAGCUAAUGCUUGCCAUUAGCUCGGAGCACACCCCCAACAGCGCCCAUUACGGAUCGAUAGAGAUUUGGCAAAAAACGCUCCGACCGAAUGGAACGUUUACUCAGCAUCAGCUCAUCUGGACCAAAGUGCCGAAACAGCUGCAGUUUUCUGUACUCCCAUCGAAAGAACUGAUGCUGUACACUCUGACCGAGAACUGGCUACACCCGUUGGUCGUGUACCGUUACGAAGGAGUCACUGGCUUCCGGGAGUUACUGAGCAGCAAUACGAUACAGCAGAAAGCUCACCGGUUGGCGGUGUUGAAGUUGCGGCUGGCGCAAAAAGAAUUUGUGGCCAUCCUCGGCCCACAAUCUACCGAUCUCGUAGAGGUUGUUUUCGUUUAAGUUUGUUGUCGGUAGUACUGUUUGUCAAUGAAAUUGAAACGUGAAUAAAUGUUAACCAACGUUAAGAGCAAA
Messenger RNA from Anopheles aquasalis, 6435 nucleotides. It is a transcript of the gene clos, whose product is annotated as closca. NCBI's taxonomy places the organism in Eukaryota, Metazoa, Arthropoda, Insecta, Diptera, Culicidae. Gene Ontology annotation, biological process: signal transduction. The record is from RefSeq and is a predicted model, not a curated record.